Durotheca rogersii is the source of this 671-nucleotide messenger RNA. RefSeq lists its product as uncharacterized. The transcript has a single exon. The coding region runs from base 256 to 636 and encodes 126 amino acids. Lineage: Eukaryota; Fungi; Ascomycota; Sordariomycetes; Xylariales; Xylariaceae. The record is from RefSeq and is a predicted model, not a curated record.
CCAGAGAGGGCAAGAAGGGCGGGCAGCAGGCGAGGGAGACGGAAAUACAGAGAGAAAGCGAGCGAGCGAGCGAGUGAGUGCGUGAGAGAUUUUUUCUUCCGCGACGCAUAUCAUACACAUACACGACUUGUACAUUUAUUUUAUACCAUUCUUCGCAUCGUCACGGCUUAAUACCCGGUAUUUUCUUGCUCUUGUUCUUGUUCUUCUUUUCUGAUCCGGUGGUGCUGGUGGACACCAAGGUUGGGGUUGUUUGGCAUGUCUACCUAUCUAUCACGACGCCUGCACGCCCGUCUCAGCUUUUUUUUUCUUGGUCCCCUUCGUUUCUUUUUUACUUUGUUCUCUGAUUCUCUUCACGUCUUUUUAUUUAUAAACAGAAUUUCUGGAGCGCUCUCGAAGAUGCUAGCAAUACCAGAUAUUAUACAUCUACUACUGUCUCUACUGGAGCUCCUUUCUAACAAGAAAAAUACCAUCCCCCUUUCUCUUCUCUCCCCCCCCUUUCCCCCCACUUCCCCUUCACUCUUUUCCUCGAAAGCACACAAACUACGAGGCUACCUUCUUGGCUUUGGGAUACAUGUUUCCGUAUCGCCAAGGGGUUGGCAUUGUUUUCCCGUUAGCAAAUGCACAAAGAUACACUAGCUAAAUAGGGGAAUCGCAAGGAGGGAGGGGGAAAG